GAGGAAGGAGAGAAGGCAAAGCAUUCCCCCCACCAAGAACAAUUUGAAAACCCACCCCAUCAUAUUUAAAAUCUGGGACAAAGAACCGUCGGGACAGAACUCCUUCCAUUGCAAAACCUCGGCGCGGCCUCGGGAGCGGCCCGGCGGCCCCGGCCCCAGACAGCCCUCCCCUUUCAAGAAGCGGAGGACAGGAUUGGGAUCCUUGAAACCCGAAACCCAGAAACAGCAUCGGAGCGGAAACCAGAGGGAAAACCUUGAACUCCUCCAGACAAUUGCUUCCGGGGAGUUGCGAGGGAGCGAGGGGGAAUAAAGGACCCGCGAGGAGGGGCCCGCGGAUGGCGCGUCCCUGAGGGUCGCGGCGAGUUCGCGGAGCGUGGGAAGGAGCGGACCCUGCUCUCCCCGGGCUGCGGGCCAUGGCCACGGCGGAGCGGAGAGCCCUCGGCAUCGGCUUCCAGUGGCUCUCUUUGGCCACUCUGGCGCUCAUCUGCGCCGGGCAAGGGGGACGCCGGGAGGAUGGGGGUCCAGCCUGCUACGGCGGAUUUGACCUGUACUUCAUUUUGGACAAAUCAGGAAGUGUGCUGCACCACUGGAAUGAAAUCUAUUACUUUGUGGAACAGUUGGCUCAUAAAUUCAUCAGCCCACAGUUGAGAAUGUCCUUUAUUGUCUUCUCCACCCGAGGAACAACCUUAAUGAAACUGACAGAAGACAGAGAACAAAUCCGUCAAGGCCUAGAAGAACUCCAGAAAGUUCUGCCAGGAGGAGACACUUACAUGCAUGAAGGAUUUGAAAGGGCCAGUGAGCAGAUUUAUUAUGAAAACAGACAAGGAUACAGGACAGCCAGCGUCAUCAUUGCCUUGACUGAUGGAGAACUCCAUGAAGAUCUCUUUUUCUAUUCAGAGAGGGAGGCUAAUAGGUCUCGAGAUCUUGGUGCAAUUGUUUACUGUGUUGGUGUGAAAGAUUUCAAUGAGACACAGCUGGCCCGGAUUGCGGACAGUAAGGAUCAUGUGUUUCCUGUGAAUGACGGCUUUCAGGCUCUGCAAGGCAUCAUCCACUCAAUUUUGAAGAAGUCCUGCAUCGAAAUUCUAGCAGCUGAACCAUCCACCAUAUGUGCAGGAGAGUCAUUUCAAGUUGUCGUGAGAGGAAAUGGCUUCCGACAUGCCCGCAACGUGGACAGGGUCCUCUGCAGCUUCAAGAUCAAUGACUCAGUCACACUCAAUGAGAAGCCCUUUUCUGUGGAAGAUACUUAUUUACUGUGUCCAGCGCCUAUCUUAAAAGAAGUUGGCAUGAAAGCUGCACUCCAGGUCAGCAUGAACGAUGGCCUCUCUUUUAUCUCCAGUUCUGUCAUCAUCACCACCACACACUGUUCUGACGGCUCCAUCCUGGCCAUCGCCCUGCUGAUCCUGUUCCUGCUCCUAGCCCUGGCUCUCCUCUGGUGGUUCUGGCCCCUCUGCUGCACCGUGAUUAUCAAGGAGGUCCCUCCACCCCCUGCUGAGGAGAGUGAGGAAGAAGAUGAUGAUGGUCUGCCUAAGAAAAAGUGGCCAACGGUAGAUGCCUCUUAUUAUGGUGGGAGAGGCGUUGGAGGCAUUAAAAGAAUGGAGGUUCGUUGGGGAGAAAAGGGCUCCACAGAAGAAGGUGCUAAGUUGGAAAAGGCAAAGAAUGCAAGAGUCAAGAUGCCGGAGCAGGAAUAUGAAUUCCCUGAGCCGCGAAAUCUCAACAACAAUAUGCGUCGGCCUUCUUCCCCACGCAAGUGGUACUCUCCGAUCAAGGGAAAACUCGAUGCCUUGUGGGUCCUACUGAGGAAAGGAUAUGAUCGUGUGUCUGUGAUGCGUCCACAGCCAGGAGACACGAUCCAACUUCUACAUGGUCUUGCAAUUAAGAAGAGUAUUGGGGCCCACUGGAAGCCUGAAAACAGUUUUGAGUUUCAUCUGAAAGGCACUCUGACAGGAUCAUGGCAGCCCUUACCUGAAAAGCAGACAAGUCCAGGAAACAGUCCAGAGGCUUCUGGGAGUCAGCUGGGCAGGUCUUGCCUCUUUAAAGGUGGGCAGCCAACUCCAUGGUCAAAAAUUAAGAGGUUGCCCAAAGCCCAGCCUGAUCCCAGAAGAUCACAAGAGCCUACCACAGCACCCCAAAUGCCCAGCACUGGGGCCACUCCUUUACAAUAAAAUACUGUCAUCAGAAGGUUCCUUUCUUGAAUUAUAUUAUUUAGGUUAGAAGUUCAGCCGACCUACCAAAAGCCCAAAAUAAUACAAGCUUUAACCAUCGAACCUUUUUUUCGCCUCUCACAUGUAACUCUCUGGGAAUAAACUGUCCAGAGUCAACAUGGCGGCUCCAUGCUGUCAGGGGCCCAGGCUCCUUCCAUCUUCUUUCUCCACCACUCCAAGAGUGUGGUUCUUGUCGGCAUAGUCCAAUAAUGAAAAGGGCUGGGGUGUGCUCUUUAAGGCACAGCUUAGAAUUUGGACAUAUAAUUUCUGCUCACCUCCAGCUGGCCAGAGCAUAGAUUACAUGGCCACACCCUGAUGCAAAGAAGGCCACACCCACCUGCAAUUCAUGCACCACACUAGGUCAAGCUCAGCAUCAUUUACUGCCUCUUGAAGCAGCUUUUACAAAGAAGGCUGGGAAAUGUAGUCAUUGCUGGCUGGUCAUGUGGCCAGUGAAACUCAGGGGUUCUACUACUAAAGGAAGAAAGUGAAAAUGCAUAUGGGAAACAGUUAUCAAUCUCUAUGAUAGUAUAUUUUUGUGUCUAUGGAAAGAUAGAGCCUAUUAAGAAAUAAACCACUAUAGUGGACCCAGCUUGUGGAUCAGAUUAGAGGUUUGUCCCUUAGAAAGCACAGAGGAUUAUGAGGGGAGAGGCACAUAGGACAAGUAAGUUGUGAUUGGAAAAAGGGAUAGGGAUACACGGGGCGCUUCUCCAGGAAGAGUUGCUGUAGGGCACUGAAAUCCUAAAGAAGGAAGAAAUAGAGACAUGGAAAGCUGGAACAGAACAGCUUUGGAGGCUGGGUAAGUGUUGGGACCCAUGACAACUUUUCAAAUGGGUAAUAUUACUGGUGGCCAACUCUUUUCAUUGCUAUGCUUCUUGAUUCAUUCUGCCCUAGAUUUAUUCCAAUCUAAAAGCACAUGUUGCUCAAAAGAAAGAGCAUAGAGUCUAAACAGACCUGGAUUUAUAUCUUCACUCAGUCACUUACUUACAGAGAUAGCCUGGGAAAAUUACAUAGCCUUUCUGAGCUGUUUCUACAUUUUUGUGUCAGGAUAAAGGGGAUAUUAACCAACAGUGCUUUUAGGAGAACAAAAUGAGUUGAUGAAUAUAAAGCAGCUAGUGCCAAGCCUGGCACAGCGUAAGCACUCAGUGAAUGGCAGAUGGGAUUAGUAUGAAAGUUUUCACUCCAUAACAACUGGCCCCUCAAAUGAAUACAUAUGAGUAGGGGGCUUGGCCAGUGUGACAAUGUCGUGGGAUAGGAAAAUGGUGCGUGUGUGAAGUGCUGAGAACCUAGCAGACACCUACCCAUUUAGGAUGCUUCUCUUAGUGUGCUCAGGCUGCCAUAACAAAAUACUAUGGACUGUGGGGCUUAAACAACAGAAAUUUAUUUUCUCACAGUACUGGAGACUGGAAGUCUGAGAUCAGGGUGCCAGUGUGAUCAGAUUCUGGUGGGGCCCCUCUUCCAGGCUGUGUGCUCAUAUGGCCACUUCCUGGUGCACGUGUGAGUAGAAUGAAAGCAAGCCCUGUGGAAACUCUUCUUCUAAGGGGACCAACCCCAUCAUGAGGGAGGCACCCUUGUGACCUCAUCCAACCCUAAGUGUCUCCCAAAGACCCUACCCCCAAAUACUAUCCCAUUGAAGGCUGAGGCUUCAACACAUGGAUUUGGGGAGACACAUGCAUUUGGUCCAUAACAGUGCCACUCACUGGCAACAAUACUGGAAACACAAAAGCAAACUUGUUCUUUUUUAAGAAAAUUAAUAUUCCAUUUUGGAGAAAAGGUGUUGACGGCUACAGGCAUAGUAAAAGAACUCAUCCUGAAGAUGGCAUUCCUUGCAUUGGUGCAAAAGAAGAAAACAAAUCUUCAUCCAUGAGCUUGUAUAUAUGGAGCAGAAUGAGGUUGGUGCUGUGCACCAGAUGAAUCAGUCAUUUCAUAAUUUUACAUUUUUACAUCCAAGCUAAAUAAUGCUCUUGACCAAACAAUCUUAGUUGGUUUAUCUUCUGGCACCAAUAUUUAAAGCAAAUACCUCAAUAUAAAUAAAAUAAUAAAUCCAAAGACUAUACUAAUGGUGGUUCUAAGUAGUUAGAGUCAUUAAACUGGGGACAGGAAAAAUAUCCUCAAGAUUCUUAACAGGGGAGACAGGAAGGGCAAGAAGGAAGACUCUAAAUAAUAUUAGUUCAUCCAGGGUCAGACUUUCACUCACUCAGCAUGACCGUGCCAUGGUGGUUUUUUUUUUUUAAUCUUAGAAAAGUGCAUUAAAUCUAAAGCAUUAGUGAGACCCAUCCAAAAUGCUGAUUAAAACCAGGCUCUUUGGAGAGGUAAUUGCUACACUGCUUGGCAGGACCCAGGAGUGUAUAUUGGACUUGAUGCCAUUGAUGAAGAGAAGAUGGUCAGUACCAAUGGCUGGUUUUAAGACGAGCAAAGUUAAGAAACAAUAUUUAGGAUGUGCCACACUUGGUCACCACUCAGCAUGAUUUGCUUCCUCUUAUUGUUUUCAAUUUCCUCUACCACCUCUAAAGUAUACACCCAGGGUAUCUCUGCAUAAUUCUUUGUCUUGCCACUUUAAAAGGUGUGAAUUCUGAGCCAGUCUCUGUUUAGUGACAGCACUUUGGCCACCUGAUCACUUUUCCUAAAUCUCCUUUCUCCAACCCUAUUUUGUCUUUAUUUCUUGAAAUUUGUCAGAACUAAACAGGUGUAAACAUAACAUGCCAUGGUUUUAUAGAGUGAUGAGAUUUAAAGAAGGGAUUUAAGCAUCAGACAAGGAGGUUUUAUUUCCUUAUGUCAUCUAGUAUAUUUUUGCCUUUUUUAGCUAUGAUGGUUUAUUGACCUUCCUCGGAGGCCAUCAGAGUGAGUUCUUCACCACUUGGCCUUACAAAUUCAUUUGUAUUGCAAGUAAUUAGUUGUAUCUUUAUGCAUAGGGUAGACAUGGACAGUUAGCAUUUCAUAUAGCCUUAGGACAGAGUUUGUUCAUCCCUAUUUUGAUGGCAAGGCUACUUUAUCUUACUGUGUUUCCUCUGUGUCUAAGUAUUUAUUAAUGUUUUUUAAGAUUUUCAAGUCAAAAUGGCAAUUUGAGUAUAUGUAUUUAGCCUGACUUCAGAAUCAGGAGACACUUUUCAACCUCAAGCUCCCCACUGGCAGUGUGAGAGAAGGUGAUAGGAUGUCAUAGGCUUGGCUUACACAAGUAAGCCUGCACAAGUGUGUAGAUAGGCACAAACCCCUUUCCCGAUUGCAGCAUCUUUCCCAGUCCUGAGUUCAGCCCUUUCUCACCAGCAUAAUAACCUACAUUUCUUUUAACUUUUAUUUUAGGUUUGGGGAUACAUGUAAAGGUUUGCUACAUAGGUAAACAUAUGUCAUGGGGGCUUGUUAUACAGAUUAUUUCAUCACCCAGGUAUUAAGCCCAGUACCCAAUAGUUAUCUUUUUUGCUCUUCUCCCUCCUCCUACCCUCCCUACUCAAGUAGACUCCAGUGUCUGUUGUUUCUGUCUUUGUGUUCAUAAGUUCUUAUCAUUUAGCUCCCACUUAUAAGUAAGAACAUGCAGUAUUUGGUUUUCUGUUCCUACUUUAGUUUGCUAAGGAUAAUGGCCUCCAGCUCCAUCCAUGUUCCUGCAAAAGACAUGACCUCAUUCUUUUUUUAUGGCUGAUAGUAUUCCAUGGCGUAUAUGUACCACAUUUUCUUUAUCCAAUCUAUAACCUACAUUUCAAAAUGAACACUGUGGGGUAAUAUCCAGAAGACAGAAAAGGAAAUGUGUGAUGGUUACCUUUGGAGUUACAUCUUUCUGUCAUCCAGUUAUCCCAUCUUUCUCCUGGGGACCUUGGGUUCUAGUGGCGUAAAGUCCUAGUCCAUCAGGCAACAACCAGAGCAUAGAUCAGGAUCCUCCGCAGCACCUUUGGGAGGGGUGCCAAGUUCAGAGUCCCAAAAAAAAAGGGGGGAAACCUACAACUCAUACUCAGCUUCCACACACCAUGAGUGACCCCACUAGGCAAAGUGAUGAGUUGCUUCUUGUUUCAGUAUUGUUCCGUAACAAACCAUCCCAAACCUAAUGACUUAAACUGCAAUUUGCUAUUUUUCCCUCUCAUUUUUUGGGUCGAUUGGGCUCAGUGGGAUAGUUCUCAUUUGGAGUCUCUCAUGAAGUUGCAGACAGAUGGCGGCUGGGGCUGGAAUCACUGGAAGGUUGACUGGAUAUCCCAGAAGGCUUCUUCACUCCUUUGACCGCCUUCAUUGUACCUCAACAGGCCUCCCUGCAGUAGACUAGCCAGGAUUUCUUACAUGGAGGCUCACGACACCAAAAACAGGAAGCAGAAACUGUCAGGCCUCAGAGGCAGCCUCAAAGCUAGCACAACAUCACUUCCAUUAUAUUCAAACGAUCACAGCAACCCAGAUGCAAGGGAGUAGAGGCAUAGACCCCUCCUCUCCACAGCACGUGUGUACUACAGCGGGAAAAGAUGGCAGCCACCUUUGCAGAUAAGCCACCACCACCACAAACAGGAAGCAAGAAUUAUUUGGGAUGGAAGAUUUUCCCUCUGCCCAGAGAGCCCUGAAAGAGCACCCUCCCUGCUACUCUUGGGUGGCCCGGUGAUUAAAGGAGCAAAGUUUGUGCAAAUAUAAUUGUGUAAAACAUUGGAGAAAAGUAGUUUAAUAAACUCACAAUCACCCUUGGAUUUCAGUAAACCAAGCAGAUUAAAAAGUAAAUAAAAGAUAGAGAGGCUUUAACUAAAAAUCUAAUCAAAAAAAUAAUUAAUAGAUAUUUAUUUAACAGCACCCUUCAAAUAAAUAAUUCAUAUUAUUUUCUUAACUUGUAAAACUCAACUAUAACUUAGGCCACAAAGAAAACCUGAAAAAAAGAGAACAUAUAAUUUUUACAGUCCACAUAUACCACCAAAAAUAAAAAUAAAAAUCUAGAAUUUAGCAAUAAGGGAUUAAACUCUUGCUUUAAAAAAAAGCACUUAGACACCACUGCACUCCAGCCUAGGCGACAGAACAAGACCUUGUCUCAAAAAAAAGCACUUUGAAGUUUUAAAGCACUCUCAUAAAUUACUGUUCAGUCCAAGAGGAAAUCAAAACUGCAAUUAACUGGGAUCCUAGAAAAUAAUGACAAUUGGAACAUCUCAAUAAAAACUUGUGGGAUUUGGAAACAUCAUAGCCUUAAAUUCUUUCAUUAUUAAACAAGAAAAAAUGAAAACAAAUGAGGUAAGAAUUAGUUAAAACUUAGAAAAUAAUAUGAAACAAAUCUACAGACAGCAGAAACACGGAAUCUAUGAAUGAAGAACAAAGUGAUGAAAACAAAGCAAAAUCAGUAGAACUGAGAAGUCUUUAAGAAUGUCUUUGGAACUACCAGCAUCACUGAUGAAUCUUUGAAAGACAAAUCUAAAAAAGAAGGUCAGAACAUUAAAAUAUGUAAUUACUAAGAAAGACAAAAGGGCUAUCACAACAAAUAAGGAGAUUUGUUUACCUGUAAGAAUGUUCGGUGUACAAAGUACAAAUGUAUGCAAAUGCUUUUAGAAUCUUGAUGAAUGAAUGAUUUUCUAAGAAAGGAUAAAUUACAGAAAUUGACUCAAAAAAAGUACAAAACCUGAAUCAGUCAAUAUCUGUGGCAAAAAUUUUUAAAGGCAUCUAAGAACUAUACUUUUAAAUAACAGCAUGUCUAGAAAAUUUUUGAGAGAAUUACCUCAUUCUUAUGUACCUGUUAUAAGAACAAGUAAUUCUUGUGCUAUUUCAGAAAUACAGAACAUAUAAAAAGAUGAAAAUCCUCCCAGAUUGUUUUGUGAAGUUAACAUAAAGUAGCUCACAACAAAAGGAACAUGACCAAAUUCACCCGUGAAUUUGGGUGCAAAAAUCCUAAAUCAAAGAUUAUUAAUUUCAGAACUUUUCAAAAGUUUAUUUCAGAAAUGUGCAGAUAAUUUUUAUUAGAAAAAAAUUUAUAAAAGGUAUAUCAGUAGGUGAAAAUAUAGGAACAAUAUAAUGAUCUUGAUAUCAAAAAGAUAUUUGAUAGAAUUUAAAAUAUUACUUUUUGAAACUAUCAACUGACCGUGAAUAGGAAAUUAUUUCCUUAACAUGAAUAAAAAUAUCUAUCAAUAGGGUUAUCUUACUUUAUAUCAAAAAGUUAUUUGAUAUUUGCUUAAAUUUUUUAAACACUUAAACUGGAAUUAAAGUAUAUUUUUAACAGAAGUAAGGAUAACUAAACUACUUUAUUUAUGAAAUACUGAAGGUAUUCCUGCUAAAGACAAGAAUAAGAUAAAGGCACCUGACAUCACUGCUAAUCAACACAAUAAAACAAGAAAAAGGUAAUAAUAGGUAAAUAUUAGAAAUGGAAAAUAUUAAAUUAUAUCAACAGAAAUACUGUAAGAGAAUUCAGUAAAAUAUUUAAAUACAAAAUAAAUAUACUAAGAGUAGGAUGCUAAAAUAGAGAAAAGUUAAACUUUACAAUAUCGACAAUAAAAUAAAUCUAGAAGUAAAUGUUUAAAAGAAGGCUGGAACUUACAUUCGAAAAUCACAAAUUUGGAAUGUGCUAUUGAUGGAUGAGAAAACAUAAAAAUAUAAAAGGCCAUUUUCUCCAACUUAAUUUAUGAAUUACAUUAUUCUAAAUCAUUGUUUGGAGGAACAAUCAGAUGAGACUAGUGCAGAUAAUCUUGAAAAAUAAUAAAGAUAGACUUAUAAGAUCAAUAUUAUAAUAUGUUGUAAAACUGUAACAGUCAAAACUGCUGCUACAGAUACAGACACAUCAGAGAAGUGGAACAGAGAUCUGAAAAAACAAAUGAAAGACCAAGUGAGAAUUUGCCUUAUGAUAAGGCUGGCAUUAAAUUAGUUGGAAAGUGGUAGAUUGUUUAACAAACGGUAUUUCUAAGUUAGCACAAUUGGCUGAUUUAGAAAAAGAUGAAAUAAAUUUGAACUUGUACCUCACACCUCAUAGCAAAAUAUAUUCCAGAUGAAAAUAGUUAACAUUUACUGAGUAAUUUUGUAUGUCAGGGACUGUUAUUUAUAGGCUGGGCACAGUGGCUGAUGCCUGUAAUCCCACCACUUUGGGAGGCCAAGGCCUCCUGAGAUCAGGAGC
Cercocebus atys (sooty mangabey) is the source of this 9240-nucleotide messenger RNA. It is a transcript of the gene ANTXR1, whose product is annotated as anthrax toxin receptor 1. The coding region runs from base 414 to 2162 and encodes 582 amino acids. The record is from RefSeq and is a predicted model, not a curated record. The transcript has 19 exons. Gene Ontology annotation, cellular component: membrane. Gene Ontology annotation, molecular function: signaling receptor activity. Lineage: Eukaryota; Metazoa; Chordata; Mammalia; Primates; Cercopithecidae.